Messenger RNA from Lepisosteus oculatus (spotted gar), 15395 nucleotides. It is a transcript of the gene fat1a, whose product is annotated as FAT atypical cadherin 1a. Gene Ontology annotation, biological process: homophilic cell-cell adhesion. NCBI's taxonomy places the organism in Eukaryota, Metazoa, Chordata, Actinopteri, Semionotiformes, Lepisosteidae. The record is from RefSeq and is a predicted model, not a curated record. Gene Ontology annotation, cellular component: catenin complex; plasma membrane. Gene Ontology annotation, molecular function: calcium ion binding; cadherin binding.
GUACGUGGAGUUAAAGCGUCGGGAUUUCUAGAGUAAGGUUUGGGAUCGUUGCGUCGCUAAAUGCGCGUUUUUCAUUCCUUCCAAAGGUUUAAGAAACACUGUCCCUGCGGAUUUGCGCCUUUGCUCGGAUUCAGAGGACGGGGGAUCGCAGGAGCUGACAAACUCGAGUUGGAGAUUGAUGACAUCACAGCUCCUGGAGCCCAGGCAUCCCGGAGUGGAACUGGAACAGUGUUGCCGGUCUACUUCAGAGUUGGCCAAGCUUGCACACAAGCCUAACAAGCGGACUCAAAUGUAUCCGACUCCUUUUCAGUAAAACGUGGCUUUUGUGGAUCUCGGAGGCGGUGGAAAUGGGACUAAUCUGGAAUUCCCGGUAGCGGAUUUCUUUUUUGAUAUUUGACUUAACUAUCCGAAAGAAAUGUCUGCGUCCUUGAUCUGCCAGCAUUCCUCGGGAUAUAUCUGAACUGUUGUAACUUAAGAACAGAGGCGUUCAAUCCAGCUGGUCUGGAGGUCUGGUGAAGAUUGAAUCGUGCCAUCAUGGGGAAGCACUUAACUCCGCUGCUUUUAACAAUACUGCUGCAGCACCUUUGCUGUUGCACGGGGAACCAAAGGAUAGAGCCGACACCGCCCUUGCAGUUUACACACGCGGUGUAUAAUGCCACUAUAUACGAGAACUCCGCAGCAAAGACCUACUUAGAAAGCCAAGUCAAAAUGGGAAUAUACAUAAAAAGGCCGUCUUGGGAAAUCAGGUACAAAAUAAUGUCAGGAGAUAAUGAAAAUUUGUUUAAAGCGGAAGAAUACUUCCUGGGAGAUUUCUGUUUCUUGCGGAUAAGGACCAAAGGAGGCAGUACUGCUAUUCUUAACAGGGAAGUAAGAGACCAUUACGCGCUUACAGUCAAAGCGUCCGAAAGAAGCACCGGUGCUGAAACACGCACCAGGGUGGACGUGCAAGUUCUUGAUACAAACGACCUGAGGCCCCUGUUUUCACCCACCUCCUACAGCGUCUCCCUGCCUGAAAACACGGCCCUCAGAACCAGUAUUUCCCGCGUCAUGGCCACGGACGCGGACAUCGGGACGAACGGGGAGUACUACUUCAGCUUCAGGGACCGGACGGACAUGUUCGCCAUCCACCCCACCAGCGGCGUGGUGACGCUGACCGGCAAGCUGGACUACUCGGAGGCCAGGCUGUACGAGAUGGAGAUCCUGGCGGUGGACCGGGGGAUGAAGCUGUACGGCAGCAGCGGCGUCAGCAGCAUGGCUAGGCUGACGGUGCGUGUGGAACAGGCCAACGAGCACGCGCCCGUCAUCACCGCCGUCGCCCUGGCUCCCUCGGGCUCCGACAGGGAUCCCACGUACGCGGUCGUCACGGUGGAAGAUGGUGACCAGGGACCCAACGGGGAAAUAGCCUCGCUAAGUAUCGUGGCGGGAGACCCGCUGCAGCAGUUUAAAGCCCUGAGGUCCAGCCCCGGCAGUAAGGAAUAUAAAAUAAAAGCCGUCAGAGAAGUGGAUUGGGAGAGCCGGCCUUUUGGAUAUAAUCUAACUCUGCAGGCCAAGGAUAAAGGAAGCCCACCUCAGUUUUCCUCUGUGAAAGUAGUUCAUCUCGCCUCGCCGCAGUUCAAAGCAGGGCCUCCUACAUUUGAACGGGCCAUUUACAGGGUAAAUCUUAGUGAAUUCGCUCCUGUUCACACCCCCGUUGUGAUGGUAACGGCCGUGCCAGAGCACCCCCAGUUGAGGUAUGCUUUGAAAACCAACGUGCACAGACAUCUGUUUGCCAUAAACCCAAACACGGGCUUAAUAACAACGGCUGGUCCAAUCCGAGCAGAACUGACUCCCCAGUUUGAACUGGAAGUUAUGACCAGCGAUAGAAAGGCAGCGACCAAAGUUGUUAUUGAUGUCUUAGAUAUGAAUAACAAUGCCCCCGAGUUUCUCCAGACAUCUUACAAAGCCAGCGUGGAUGAACAUGUGCCAGUGGGUACCAGUGUAUUAAGAGUGAGGGCCACUGACCUGGAUAGUGGAGAAAAUGGUUAUGUGACGUACAGCAUUGCCAAUUUGAACCCCCGGCCUUUUGCGAUUGAUUACUUUACCGGUGUAAUUAGCACCUCUGAAGAUUUAGAUUACGAGUUGAUGCCCAGGGUUUACAAUUUGAAAAUUCGCGCUUCGGACUGGGGCUUCCCUUAUCGGCGCGAAGCUGAGGUUCCCGUAACAAUCACUUUAAACAACUUGAACGACAACAAGCCGCUGUUUGAGAACGUAGACUGCGAAGUGACCGUCCCGAGAGACCUUGGGGUCGGCGAGCAGAUAACUACCCUGUCUGCCAUCGACGCUGAUGAGCUGCAGCUCGUGCGGUAUGAAAUAAAGGCCGGUAAUGACCUCGACCUGUUCGAGUUAAACCCGAACUCUGGCGUGCUUUCUCUGAAGCAGUCUUUAGUCGAUGGGGAAGGGGCGAAAGUCUCUUUUCUCAGUUUACAUAUUACAGCUAACGACGGGGAGAACAUGACGCCGCCCAUGAUCAUGAAUAUCACUAUGGUAACUAGUCGGAAGCCGGUUCAUUUAAAGUGUGUUGACACUGGAGUCGCCAAAAUGCUGGCAGAGAAACUCCUGCAAGGCACAAAGAUUCACAACCACGUGGAACCUGACGAAAACUUCUUGGACGUUCACUCGGUUAACCGCUUUGCCCCACAGUUUGCGGACACGUUCCCAAAUGUCAUAGAAGCUAAGGAGGAUCUCCCAGUGGGCGCCAGGAUUCUUCAUAUAAGUGCCACAGAUGCCGAUACUGGUUUCAAUGGAAAGCUGGUUUAUGCAAUUUCAGGAGGAGAUAGUGACAGCCGAUUUAUCAUCGAAAUGGAAACUGGUUGGCUUAUGGUGUAUGCUCCACUUGACAGAGAAACAGCCAAUCACUACACUCUUAAUGUCACGGUCUAUGACCUUGGAAUACCUCAGAAGUCUUCGUGGCGUCUUUUAGAUGUGACUAUCCUGGAUUCAAAUGAUAACAGCCCCAGGUUUUUGCAAGAUAGUUAUUCUGUAGAAAUUAGUGAAAACACGGAGGUGGGAAGUGACAUCAUUCAGGUGGAAGCAACAGACAGAGACUUAGGCCUCAAUGGGGAAGUCAGAUACUCCCUUGUUGGAGACACGGACAAGUUUGAGAUCAAUGAGCAGACGGGUAUCGUGAAGGUUAAAGGCCAUCUGGAUCGUGAAGCGCGCUCCGUUUAUCUUUUGAAGAUUGCAGCCAGGGACCAGGCCGCUGAAGAGCCUCAGCUGCUGUCAACAGUCUUGCUGAAAGUAACACUGGAAGAUGUCAACGAUAACCCACCCAGGUUUGUUCCUUCAAACUAUCGUGUGAAAGUUCGGGAAGACCUGCCAGUCGGCACCGUCAUAAUGUGGCUAGAGGCCCAUGAUCCGGACUUGGGGCAGGCAAGCCAAGUGCGUUACAGCCUGAUUGACAGCGGGGAUGGAAACUUCGAUGUGGACAAACUGAGUGGAGCGGUGCGGAUUGUGCAAAACCUAGAUUACGAGAAGAGGCAGUUUUACAACCUCACAGCAAGGGCCAAAGACAAGGGGAAGCCGGUUUCGUUGUCCUCGACUUGCUACGUGGAAGUGGAGAUUGUUGACGUCAAUGAGAAUUUGCAUCGCCCUUCGUUCUCUUCCUUUGUGGAUAAAGGAUCUGUAAAAGAAGAUGCGCCGGUUGGUACGUCUGUGAUGCAAGUGACUGCGCGAGACGACGAUAAAGGCAGAGAUGGGACAGUGCGCUACUCCAUACGAGAUGGCUCGGGCAUAGGGAUAUUCAAGAUCGACGAAGAGACGGGGAUAAUAAGAACGGAAGAACUUUUGGACCAUGAAACCACCUCGCGCUAUUGGUUGACGGUCUACGCUACCGAUCAAGGGGUUGUGCCCCUCUCCUCCUUCAUUGAGGUCUACAUCGAGGUGCAGGAUGUUAAUGAUAAUGCACCCCAGACGGCGAAGCCGGUAUAUUACCCUUCAGUCAUGGAGAACUCCUUGAAGGAUGUUUCCAUCAUCCAGAUAGAAGCCUUUGACCCCGACUCCAACUCCAGCGACAAGCUGACCUAUAAGAUUACAAGCGGAAAUCCUCAGGGCUUUUUCACCAUCAACCCUAAGACCGGUCUGGUAACAACUACUUCAAGGAAACUGGAUCGAGAGCAGCAAGCGGAACAUAUUCUUGAAGUCACAAUUCUUGAUAACGGCAUUCCUCCAAAAUCCGCUGUGGUGAGAGUGGUGGUGAAAGUGUUGGAUGAAAAUGACAACAAACCUCAGUUCCUGGAGAAGAUCUACAAGAUCAAACUCCCAGAGCGCGAGAAGCCCGACCGGGAGAGAUCUGUCCAGAGGGAACCCGUGUACAGGGUGAUCGCGGCCGAUAAAGACGAGGGCCCCAACGCGGAAAUAUCCUACAGCAUCGAGGAAGGCGACGAGCAGGGCAAGUUCUUCAUUGAGCCCAAAACUGGGCUGGUGUCCUCCAAGAAGUUUUCUUCAGCUGGAGACUAUGACAUUCUUACGAUUAAAGCUGUGGACAACGGCCGCCCCCAGAAGUCCUCCACCUGCCGGCUGCAUGUCGAAUGGAUUUCCAAACCCCCGCCGUCCGCGGACCCGCUGGCCUUCGAUGAGCCGUUUUUUUCGUUCUCCGUAAUGGAGAGCGAUCCCAUCGCACAUAUGGUUGGCGUUAUAACAUAUGAGCCCCCCGACAUUCCUCUUUGGUUUGACAUCACUGGAGGGAAACAGGCUAAAGAAGUGUUUUACAUCAUUCAGAUGGCUUGUGACCUGAACUGUACAGCAGAAGGUGGCAACUAUGACAGCCGGUUUGAUGUGGGCAAGGGCAGUGGAACCAUCAUUGUUGCUAGACCCCUUGAUGCAGAACAGAAAUCAAAUUACAACCUGACAGUAGAGGCAACAGAUGGAACCAAAUCUAUCAGCACCCAGGUGUUUAUCAGAGUAAUUGAUACAAAUAACCAUCGGCCGGAAUUUUCCCAACCAAAAUAUGAAGUCAGCAUUUCGGAGGACACAGUGCCGGAUACAGAGAUUUUGCAGAUCAGUGCAACUGACAAAGAUGAGAAGAACAAGUUGAUCUACACACUUCAAAGCAGCACAGAUCCCUUCAGCCUGAAGAAGUUUCGCCUGGAUCCAGGAACAGGCAUACUGUACACUGCUGAGAAACUGGACCAUGAGACCAUGCACAAACAUGUCCUAACCGUGAUGGUUCGGGAUCAGGACGUUCCUGUGAAGCGCAACCUUGUCAGAGUUAUCAUCGACGUGGAAGACGCCAACGACCACGCUCCCUGGUUUACGAGCUCCCCAUACAAAGGCCGUGUGUAUGAAUCAGCCGCAGUGGGAUCUGCAGUGCUGCAGGUCACCGCGCUGGACAGGGACCAGGGAGAAAACGCGGAGAUUGUUUACAGCAUAGAGUCAGGAAAUGUUGCAAAUUCGUUUGCUAUCGAUCCCCUUCUUGGCACUAUUACAGUAGCAAAGGAGCUUGAUCAGAGCAGUAAGGAUCAAUUUGAGCUCACAGUGAAAGCAACAGAUAAAGGCCAUCCUCCGCUAAGUGUGGUGACACCUGUUCACAUUUCUGUCACCAUCUCGGAUAAUGCAAAACCCAGGUUUGCUAAAAAGGAGUUCUCUGCAGAAGUCAGCGAAAGUGCACUGGUCGGGAGCUUUGUUGGCUUAGUUUCAGCAUCAAGUCAGUCAUCUGUUUUCUAUGAAAUCAAGGAUGGGAAUUUCGACGGUGUAUUUGACAUUAAUCCGAACUCCGGCAUCGUCAUCACGCAAAAAACACUUGACUAUGAGACUGUGCCUUCAUACAGGCUGACAGUUCAGGGCACAAACAUGGCUGGGCUGUCAAACAAUGCGACCCUCUUGAUUCAUCUCCGAGAUGAGAAUGACAACGCUCCGGUCUUCACGCAAGCAGAAUUCUUAGGGAUGAUAAGCGAAGCUGCUCCAGUGAACAGCGUCGUUUUAACGAGAGAGAACUCACCGCUUGUUAUCCGAGCCAUAGAUGCUGACAGAGAAACAAAUGCUAUGCUGGUUUAUCAAAUUGUUGAACCAUCUGCCCACAGCUAUUUUGCUAUUGAUUCCAGCACAGGAGCUAUUCGCCUUGUAACGACCCUGGAUUAUGAGCAGAAUAGUAUUUUCCAUUUCACAGUGCAGGUCCAUGAUAUGGGAGCCCCUUACUUAUUUGCUGAGACCGCAGCCAAUGUUACAAUUCAGGUUGUUGAUGUUAAUGACUGCUCUCCACUGUUUAGUAAAGAAAUGUAUGAAACAUCUGUUUUGCUUCCAACGUACAAAGGAGUGAAAGUUAUUGCACUAAACGCUACAGAUGCUGAUUCUGGACCGAAUUCAAAAAUGAUCUUCUCCAUCUCAGAUGGCAACAUAGGAGAAAAAUUUAAGAUCGACUCAAAUGUGGGUGUCAUUUCUAUUCAGAACACUUCCCACUUGCGAAGCAGGUAUGAGCUCACUGUUAGAGUCUCUGAUGGAAAAUUUGCAAGCACGGCGUCCGUAAAAAUAAACGUGAGAGAAAAUAAGGAAAGUGGUUUCAAGUUUACACAGAGCUCAUACACUGCUUCAGUUCAGGAGAACUCCUUGGAGCCCAAAAGUAUUGCUGUUAUUGCGUCAGUAGGCCACCAAAUAAAUGAGCCGCUAUUUUAUACGAUUCUAAAUCCAGACAGAAGGUUUAAAAUUGGCCGUACCUCUGGGGUCCUGUCCACCACGGGCAUACCCUUUGACCGUGAAGAGCAAGAUGUCUAUGAGAUAGUUGUGGAAGUGACCAAGGAGCAGAGGUCGGCUGGACUUGCUCACAUGCUCGUGAAGGUCACGGUGGAGGAUGAGAACGACAACAAACCAAAGUUCGUUAAUUUGCCGUACUACGCUCUAGUGCAGGUGGACGCUGAGGCCGGCCAUGUGAUUAGGCAGGUGACGGCGGUAGAUGAAGAUAUCGGCAGAAACGGCGAGGUUCACUACCACCUGAAAGAACAUCACGAGUAUUUUCAGAUAAGUCCUGAGGGUGAGAUCACACUGAAGAAGCCCUUUGAGCAGGAAUCUCUGGCCACCGAGUACGUCAUUGCUGUUGUGGCCAAAGAUGGAGGAGAACCAGCCCUUUCUGCAGUGGUUGAAGUACCAAUUACAAUAGUUAACAAGGCCAUGCCGGUGUUUGAAAAACCAUUUUACAAUAUUGAAAUUCCGGAGAAUAUUCAGCGGCAUUCUCCAGUGGCACACGUGCAGGCAAGCAGCUUGGAAGGGCCUCGCAUAGUGUACAGCAUCACAGAAGGAGACCCUUUCAGGCAGUUCUCGAUCAACUUCAACACCGGAGUCAUACACGUAAUUGCUCCGCUGGAUUUCGAAACACACCCUGCCUACAAAUUGAAUGUGCGAGCAACGGACUCUUUAACUGGGGCGCACUCUGAAGUUUUUGUGGACGUUAUCUUGGAAGAUGUCAAUGAUAACCCUCCCGCGUUUAAAGAGAAGUCGUACAACGUUAGGCUUUCAGAAGCCUCUGUAAUUGGCACGUCGGUGCUGCAGGUAUUUGCUACGGACUCGGAUUCUGGUAGCAACAAAGUCGUUUCGUACCAGUUAUUAGAAGACGGAAAGAACUCUGAUUACUUCAGCAUAGAUCGCGAGAGUGGGGUUAUAGUGACAGCCAGAAUGUUGGACCACGAGAAAAGAGCACAGCACAACCUGCUAGUGAGGGCUGUGGACGGUGGCGUGCCCGCCCUAACUAGCGAUGUACCCGUGACAGUGCACAUCACCGACCUGAAUGAUAACCCUCCAGUCUUCACUCAGCAGCUUUACGAGGCCACUGUCAGCCAGCUUGCCUCCCGCGGGCAUUUCGUAACACACGUGCAGGCGUCGGACGCCGACAGCUCGGACGCCGGGAAGCUCGAAUAUGCCAUCCUCGCGGGAAACGAGAACCAGAAUUUCGACAUAGACAGGAAGAGCGGAGUCAUUGCCAUUUCCAACCACCGGAAGCAGAAGAUGGAGGCCUCUUACAACCUGAACGUCUCGGUGUCGGAUGGUGUGUUUCGGAGCUCGGCUCAGGUCAGGGUUACGGUUAUUGGAGCAAACUUCCACAGUCCUUCUUUCAAUCAGAUUGAUUACGUGGUGGAACUUUCUGAGAACUCCCCUGUUGGAACACUGGUUGCCGAAGCCACGGCAACAGACGAGGAUUCCGGUACUUAUGGACACAUCACCUAUUACAUUGUGAACGACUUUGCCAGGGACAAAUUCUCUGUCAAUGAGGAUGGGCAGAUUUUCACCCUUGAGAGCCUGGAUCGUGAGAACACAGCGGAGAAGGUGAUCGCAAUCAGUCUAAUGGCAAAAGAUGGAGGUGGAAAGGUGGGGUUUUGUACUGUUAAUGUCAUUCUUACCGACGUCAAUGACAAUGCCCCACAGUUCAGAGCAGCGGAGUACAGGGUCAACGUAGCAUCGGAUGUCCCACGGGGGACUACAGUCGUUAAAAUUGCAGCAUCAGAUGCAGAUGAAGGAAGCAACGCUGAUAUUGCUUAUACCAUUGAAGCAGACCUGGAAAACGUAGAAGAAAAUUUUGAAAUUCAUCCUUUCAGCGGUAUAAUCGUUACCAAAGAAAGCUUAAUUGGACUUGAAAAUGAUCUCUAUGCUUUUUAUGUGAGGGCAAAGGAUGCUGGGAACCCUCCAAGGGAAUCUAUCAUCCCAGUAUAUAUCCGAAUUCUUGCCCCUGAAGAGCCAGUGCCUAAAUUUGUAGAGCCACACUACAGAUUUGCAAUCUCUGAAAACCUCGCUGUUGGAUCAGAGAUUGAUGUCAUUCAGGCAGAGAGUGAACAGCCUGUGUUUUAUAGCCUUGCGAAAGGGAAUACUCCAGAGAGUAACCAAGGUGAGAUCUUUGUCAUUGACAGGGACAGUGGGAGGCUGAAACUCGAAAAGAACCUUGAUCACGAAACUACAAAAUGGUACCAGCUUACACUGCUAGCGCAGAGUAACCACGGAGGUAAUGAAGUUGUGUCCACUGUAGAAAUAAAUAUUCAAGUAAAGGAUGUCAAUGAUAAUAGCCCUCAGUUUGAGUCCAACCCAUAUAAGGCAUUUGUAGUGGAGAACUCACCUGGGGGAACUCAAGUGAUUCAAGUGAGAGCAAAUGAUGUGGACUCUGGAACUAAUGGCCAGGUUAUGUACAGCCUGGAUCAGAACCAAGAAACGGAGGAGAUCCUGGAGCUGUUUGCCAUCAACAGUGAGACCGGAUGGAUUACGACACUCAAAGAGCUCGACCAUGAGAAGCAGAGCAAGUACUCUGUGACUGUGGUGGCUUCUGAUCGAGGAGAGAAGGUGCAGCUGACCGCCAGCACCAAGGUAGAGGUGACUGUCGCCGACGUGAACGACAAUCCCCCACGGUUCACCGCGGAGAUCUACAAGGGGACUGUCAGCGAGGACGACCCCCCACCGAGCGGAGUCAUCGCCAUCCUCAGCACCACCGACGCCGACUCGGAAGAAAUCAACCAACAAGUCAGCUACUACAUUACAGGCGGAGACCCUCUGGGACAAUUUGCUAUUGAACACAUUCAGAAUGAAUGGAAGGUCUCUGUAAGAAAGCCCCUGGACAGAGAAGAGAAAGACAAUUACCUCUUAAAUAUCACAGCCACUGAUGGGACAUUUGUGGCAAAGGCUGUGGUAGAGGUCAAGGUCCUUGAUGCAAAUGACAACAGCCCUGUUUGUGAAAAGACACUGUACACUGAGACGGUCCCAGAGGAUGCACCUUCAGGCAAGCUCAUCCUUCAGGUUUCUGCCACGGAUGCUGAUAUCCGUUCAAAUGCUGUGAUUUCUUAUAAGCUCUUUGGGACUGGAUCAGAAAAGUUCAGCAUAGAUGUAGAUACUGGUGAACUCAGGACACUGCUCCCACUCGAUCGCGAGAAGGAGGACGUUUACCACCUGGUUGUGAAAGCCGUGGACGGGGGAGAUCGCUUCUGCCAGGCCGACGUCGUGCUGACCGUGGAAGAUGUGAAUGACAACGCGCCGCAGUUCACCGCGGACCCCUAUUCCGUCACAGUGUUCGAAAACACAGAGCUGCACACGUUUGUCGCCCGGCUGCAGGCGACAGAUGCUGACAUAGGCCAAAACAGCAAUAUCUUGUACUCAUUUGUCGAUUCUGCCAAUGGCUACUUCUUGGUGGACGAGGAGUCUGGCGUCGUCAGCCUGGAGAAGCCCCUGGACAGGGAGGUGCAGGCAGUGUACACGCUGACGGCCCGGGCUACGGACCAGGGCUCCCCUCGCCGGCUCUCCGCGGUCUGCACCAUGGUCGUGUCUGUGCUGGACAUCAACGACAACCCCCCGGUGUUCGAGCAACGGGAGUACGUCGCCACCGUUUCCGAGGACGUCGCCGUCGGAACCCGGAUCCUUCAAGUUUUUGCCGCAAGCCGAGACAUUGAAGUGAACGCGGAAAUCUCUUACUCCAUUAUCAGUGGCAACGAACACGGGAAGUUUAGCAUCGACUCCGACACAGGUGACAUCUUUGUGAUUGAGAGUCUGGAUUAUGAAAUGUCCCACGAGUACUAUCUCACAGUAGAGGCCACCGAUGGAGGCACACCUUCUCUUAGCGAUGUGGCAACAGUGAAUAUUAAUUUGACAGAUAUAAACGACAACAGUCCAGUCUUCAACCAGGAGGUCUAUUCUGCAGUUAUAAGCGAAGAUGCUGAACUGGGGAAAACCGUUAUUGCCGUCCUGGCAGACGAUGCCGACGGGCCCUCCAACAACCACGUCCGCUAUUCCAUCGUCAACGGGAAUCAGGGAAGCCCGUUCGCCAUCGAUCCCGUCAAAGGGGAGGUCAAGCUCGAGCGACAGUUAGACAGAGAGAAGAUCUCGGGAUAUACGCUGACGGUGGUCGCCUCGGACAAUGGAAAUACCCCCAAGUCCAGCACGGCAGUCAUCAACAUAGACGUGUCAGACGUGAACGACAAUCCGCCAGUCUUCUCACAAGCCAACUACAGUGUCAUCAUCCAGGAGAACAGACCCGUGGGUGCCAGAGUGCUGCAGUUAUUAGUAACAGAUAAAGACGCUUCUCACAACGGGCCCCCAUUCUCCUUUGUAAUCACCAGUGGAGACGAAGGAAAUGCGUUUGAAAUAAACCAGCAGGGAGUUCUUACGGCCUCCAUCCCGCUGAGCCGCGAAAUGAAGGACCACUAUUUCCUUCACGUUCAGGUGGCUGACAGCGGAAAGCCUCAACUGCUCUCAUCCACAUUCAUCAGCAUCAAAGUCAUUGAAGAAAGCAUUUACCCUCCAGCUAUUCUUCCACUAGAAGUCUUCAUCACCACCCAUGGGGAUGAGUACUCUGGGGGAGUCCUUGGAAAGAUCCAUGCUACAGACCAGGACAUUUAUGAUACCCUGACUUACAGCCUGGUGUCUAAAUCUGGGAAUCUGUUCUCUGUCUCAAGCGCCAAUGGGAAACUCAUAGCCAGCAAAGGGCUGGAUGUCGGGCACUAUCCUCUCAAUGUCACGGUUACAGAUGGAAGGUUUACUGUGGCUGCCAACAUCAACGUGUACGUCAAGCAAGUCACCCAGCAGAUGCUAAACAACUCUGUUGCCGUUAGAUUCGCCAACAUCGCGCCGGAGGAGUUCAUUGGGGACUACUGGCGCAACUUCCAGAGGGCCCUGAGGAACAUCGCAGGGGUGAAAAGACACGACAUUCAGAUUGUCAGCCUGCAGCCCGCGGAGCCUCCCUCUCACCUGGACGUGCUGCUCGUCAUGGAGAAGACAGGAAGCCCUCACCAGUCACACGAGGUUCUGUACCGAAAGCUCAACACUUCCAUCGCGCUCGUCGAGGAGAUGACUGGUGUGCGAAUUGUCAAAGUCAUUAAGAAACUUUGCUCUGGGCUGGAGUGUCCCCUGAGAUUCUGUGAUGAAAUAAUUACUCUGGACAAGAAUGUCAUGUCAACCUACAGCACUGCCAGGCUGAGUUUCGUCACCCCACGGCAUCAGAGGUCUGCGAUGUGUCUCUGUAAAGGUGGUAAAUGCCCUGUGUUGAGUAAGCUCUGUGAAGGCGUUCCUUGCCCUGAAGGUACCGAGUGUGUCGCUGAUCCAAAGGAAGGAAAACACAGCUGCGUGUGCACGGACGGCAAACAUGGAAAGUGUUCCGGCGGUGUUUCACUGACAUUCAGUGGGAACAGCUACGUCAAGUACCGUCUCUCGGAGAGUGAAAACAAGGAGGAAAUGAAGCUCUCCCUGAAGCUAAGAACAUACUCGACCCAUGCAACUGUAAUGUACGCAAAAGGAACUGACUACAGUAUUCUGGAGAUCAGCAAUGGUCGACUGCAGUACAAGUUCGACUGUGGCAGCGGUCCAGGCAUCGUUUCGGUGCACAGCAUCCAGGUCAGCGACGGCGAGUGGCACUCCGUGUCCCUGGAGGUGGACGGGAACUACGCGAAGCUGGUCCUGGACCGGGUCCACACGGCCUCGGGAACAGCGCCGGGCACCCUGCGCACCCUCAACCUGGAUAACUUCGUCUUCUUCGGGGGCCACGCCCGCCAGCAGGGGUCGCGCCACGGCAGGAGCGCGCCGGUCAGCAGCGGGCUCAGGGGCUGCAUGGAGUCCAUCUUCCUGAACGGGCAAGAGCUUCCUCUGAGCAGCAAGCCCAGGCCCUACGCGGUGAUGGAAGAGAUGGUGGACGUGGCGCCCGGCUGCACCGUGGUCCCAGCAGAAGGCUGUUCCAGUAAUCCUUGUACCAAUGGCGGGAUCUGCUCCUCACUCCCGAAUGGAGGUUACUUCUGUAAAUGCAGUGCCUUAUUCAUGGGGACACACUGUGAAAUUGGUGUGAGUGCUUGUGCUUCCAACCCGUGUCUCUAUGGAGGAACGUGUAUCCCCGUCCACGACGACUUCGUGUGCCAAUGUAGGGGGCAAUAUUCCGGCCAGAGGUGCCAGCUGGGCCCCUACUGUAAAGAUAAUCCCUGCAAAAACAGUGGCAAAUGUAUCGACAGUCUGGAUGGUCCCGUUUGUGAGUGUGAGCCCGGUUUUCAUGGGGAAAGGUGCCUCAAUGACAUUGACGAAUGUGUCAAAAACCCCUGCUCGAACGGAGGCCUUUGCGAAAACACCUACGGCUCCUACCGCUGUAACUGCAGCCUGGGAUACGGCGGGGCGCUCUGCGAGAGCGCCGUGCUGGUCAAAAACGAGUUCAUUUCCACCUCGUGGAACAUCGGUUUGGAAGAGGUCGUAGGGAUCAUAGUCUUUGUGGUGAGCAUCUUCGUCCUGGUCCUGCUCUUCGUCGUCUUCCGCAAGCGGGUGUGCAGGUCCCGGAAGCCCAAGCUGGAGGAGGAGAAACAAGCUGGGGUCACCAGCUCCUUCUUGCAGCGACCGUACUUCGAUUCCAAGCUGAGCAAGAACGUGUAUUCGGACGUCCCUCCCCAAGUUCCCGUGCGCCCCAUCUCCUACACCCCGAGCAUACCCAGCGAUUCCAGGAACAACCUGGACAGGAAUUCCUUUGAGGGCUCUGCCAUCCCAGAGCACCCGGAGUUCAGCACCUUCAACCCCGACUCCAUGCAUGGGCACAGGAAAACAGUGGCUGUCUGCAGUGUGGCUCCCAAUCUCCCUCCUCCCCCCCCCUCCAACUCUCCGUCCGACAGCGAUUCCAUUCAGAAGCCCAGCUGGGACUACGACUAUGACGCUAAAGUUGUUGAUCUGGAUCCCUGCUUGUCAAAGAAACCAGUGGAGGACAGUGCUUGUCACCCAUACAACACGCGAGGAAGCAUGUCAGAAGUCCAAUCUCUCAGUUCCUUUCAGUCAGAGUCUUGUGAUGACAAUGCCUCCAUAGUGACUGUAAUACACCUUGUCAAUUCUGUUGUUGACUCGGUGGAGAGAGAAGAGUCUUUCGCGGCUCAUGACCUCAAGAACCCAAGAGGUUACCACUGGGACACCUCAGAUUGGAUGCCAAGUGUCCAGCUUCCGGGGAUCCAGGAGUUCCCACAGUUCGAGGUUGUGGAAGCACCGGCCCCUCUGUAUAGUGACCCCAACGUAAUUGACACUGACUACUACCCGGGGGGCUACGACAUCGAGAGUGAUUUCCCGCCGCCCCCGGAGGACUUCCCCGUUCGCGACGAGCUGCCCCCCCUGCCCGAGUACGCCGACCAGUACGAGACAGUACAGCCCCCCGGGGACACGCCCCCCUCCGGCAGCCCCGGCUCUUCCGCCCGGGGCAGGCCGCCGCACUACAGCCUCGGCCAGUACCUCCCGCACCACCACUACCCCGCGGACCUGCCGGACGCCCAGAGCGCCGCCGUGGGGCCGGGCGGCUACAGGGGGGUGUUCCCCGCGUACGCCCUGGGGUACGGCCGGGAUUUCGAGGCGCCCAGCGUGGACAACAUGUCGAUGUCUUUGUACACCUCCACGGCCUCCUGCUCCGACAUGUCGGCGUGCUGCGAGGAGUCCGAGGUCAUGAUGAGCGACUACGAAAGUGGGGAUGAAGGCCACUUCGACGACGUGGCCAUUCCCCCGCUGGACUCCCAGCAGCACACCGAGGUCUGACACUGUAUCCAAACGAAAGUGCCUGGAGCGGAGGGAGCGGGAAAAAAAAACGACGCCCGCACACCGCGUGCGCGCCCGCACACGCCCGCACCCCCGCGAGCGCGUGUGCGCGCGCGCAAGCUCGAUUCCCGCGAUAACGCCGAGAGUAGUCGAUCCCGCGCUUCUCUUCUUUUGCAAAGACUGCUUGCGAGCUGUUCUCGCUAAGCCUGUGGCGGCACUGGAUCAUGCAGCUCCCACUCCACACGUCCCUGCAUCUCCUGCAGCAUCUCCCAUGGAACUGAAAACCGGAUUUGAUUUUUCACUGGCUGUGCCAUUGGCUUAGUGUUCGUCAUCCUGCGCAAACUUUGAAGGAGUUCUGAACAGGCGUACAAUUGUGAACGAGAAAAUCAAGCGAUAUCUGUAUUUAUAUAGUUAUAACAAUGCAGAGACUAAUUUUUUUUAAAAAAAACAAAUCUCAUUCGUUUUAUGUAAAUUUUAAUGUACAGUUUUGAUUUCAAGUUUUACUAGGUUUUGUAGAUAUUUUAUGUUUUUUUUUCCCCAAAAAAAAAACAGUUUUGUGGUGUGACAUUAUAUCAGCCUUACUUUAUCACUGAAUAUUUUCAUAAACACGUACGAUAAAAACAGCUUGUCAGAUACGGUCUGUGUAUGUGUAACAUUGAUAAUUGAGGGUCUUAAAUGAGUGACUGCAUUUGUUCUUUCAUUCCGUAUUAUUUUAAUAUUUUUUUGUAAACUGAAGCUGUAAACCUUUUUUUUUCCAAACAAACAUGGGACCCAAUGUAUUUAUAGUGCAGAAUUCAUCCUUGGCACAGGUUUUUAAAAGUGUCUGUAUGUGUGAGAGAUGGAAUGGUCUUGUAAAGGUUUUUAUCAGGUACUGCCAUUAGCUCACUCUUUCCUACUGGCAAUAAAUUAUUAAUAAAAACAUGUGUUUU